Bactrocera latifrons is the source of this 7121-nucleotide messenger RNA. Its product is annotated as dual specificity mitogen-activated protein kinase kinase hemipterous-like. Bases 470 to 4273 code for a protein of 1267 amino acids. Gene Ontology annotation, molecular function: protein kinase activity; ATP binding. The record is from RefSeq and is a predicted model, not a curated record. NCBI's taxonomy places the organism in Eukaryota, Metazoa, Arthropoda, Insecta, Diptera, Tephritidae. Gene Ontology annotation, biological process: protein phosphorylation. The transcript is spliced from 10 exons.
AAAAAUUAAUUUCUGCUUUUGGUCGCUUUAAAUCGGCUACUCUGUUUAUUCUGACAUUUGUCAUAUUAUGACAUUCCCCUUAGUUAUCUGCUAAUUCGUUUUCUCCUGGUAAUUCGUUGUUGAAUUUCUUGUAACUUCUUCAGUAUUUUUCGAGCUGUGUUCUGUGAAGAAGUGAGAAAAUCGUGUUAAUUUCUUUUUAUUUCUUAUUUAAGUGAUAAUUCAAUAAAAAAAAAAGUGCACGGCUUAAUAGAUAAAUAUAUGUGGUUGCACGUACUUUUGUUAUAUCUAAACGGUAAAAGUGAAGUGCGUAUAGAUUUAACAACAAAUUUUCGCAGUGAAAAUUUUUGAGUGCACAAAAUUUACACGCACACAUAUAAAAAGCGUACACGCAGAUCCACUUACACCCGCGCGGAGGAGUGGCAAAAGCAGUGAUAUACAGCGCAGACACGACACAAUACACGCGCGACCCAUGCACGACGCACCGGAGUAUAAACACAGCAGCAGCAGUAGCAGUCGUGAGCAGCACCAUCAGCUAGGAAGAGUGCCAGUACCCAACGCAGCAGGCAUUGGAGGAUCAAGGAUAACGCCAACCACGUCGACGCAUAUACCAUCCACAGUUAGCAAAACAAACACUUCUUCAAUGGAGUCGAUUGGACAUAGAAUACAUAGACUGGAGAAACGCCUCGAGGAGGAGAAUAAUUCACACAAUCACUUGAUGUUUGUUACAGAUACUCCUAGUGGUUCUACAACGCGCGUUGGCGACAGAGAUGUCCACAUGUCGCUACCAAUCGGCAAGACAAAACGCCCCAACUUGGGUUUGGUUAUGCCGAACACAAAUCGCAAUGGUCCACAAACAGAAAUGCACAAGAAACUUAAAAGAAUACGACAGCAAUCCGGUAUAUUAACUAUAAAUGGCCAAAAAUAUACAAGUAUAAUGUCGGAUUUGGAGCACUUGAGCGAUUUGGGUAAUGGCACUAGUGGGAAUGUGGUGAAAAUGCGACACAAACCUACGGGCACGAUUUUAGCCGUAAAACAAAUGCGCAGCACUGGCAAUGAUGAAGAGAAUAACCGUAUACUCAUGGAUCUCGAUGUUAUACUAAAUUCACAUGACUGCCCAUAUAUAGUGCAUUGUUUAGGUUAUUUUGUAAAUAUACCGGAUGUGUGGAUAUGCAUGGAACUGAUGUCGAUGUGUUUUGAUAAGCUGUUAAGACGUUCCAAACAAUCGGUGCCGGAGAAUAUACUAGGGAAGGUUACUGUGGCGACGGUGCACGCUCUUUCUUAUCUAAAAAAGAACCACAAUGUCAUACAUCGAGACGUGAAACCAUCAAAUAUCCUCAUCGACGAACAGGGCAAUAUCAAAUUGUGCGAUUUCGGCAUUAGCGGGCGACUUGUAGAUUCAAAAGCGAAUACACGUUCUGCCGGGUGCGCCGCUUACAUGGCGCCCGAACGUAUCGAUCCGAAAAAGCCGAAAUAUGAUAUACGCGCCGAUGUUUGGUCAUUGGGCAUAACGCUAGUGGAACUCGCGACCGGCCGUUCGCCUUACGAAGGCUGCAAUAUAGACUUUGAGGUGCUGACUAAAAUUUUGGAUCACGAACCACCCAGUUUGCCAUACGGUGAUGGUUUCGAUUUCAGCCAAGAGUUUCGCGACUUUGUCGAUAAAUGUCUGACGAAGAAUGUACAUCAGCGCCCCAGAUACCAGGAACUCUUGCAGCAACCAUUUUUUCGUUACUACGAUGCGGCUGAUGUAAAUGUGGUUCAAUGGUUUAAGACUGUUGUCGAAUCAGCCGACAUAGAGAUGCAUAGAACUCACAUGCCAAUUACUACAACAACCACAGCUACACUCAGAGGAGAUGUAACCGCAGUAUCAAAUAGUAAACAUAACAAAAUUGCAAAUGCAACUAUGUUGCCAACAGCAACAACAACAAUUGCAACAACGACAAUAAAUCCAAAAAUGCCAGCGGCAAGCAUCACAAACAUCACACACAUACCCAGCUAUCAGAAUUCCUAUCACAGCGCCACAGCCACAGCCACACACAAUACACAGCCACAAGCGCUUGCGUCACGCUACAAAAAAGACGAUUACCUGCCACAUUAUCAGCCACAAUAUCCACACGCGCAAACGCAGUUGUCACAUCAUCAUCAACCAUCACAACUACCUCAGCCGAUUGCAAGCUAUUACAACAACACCAUCGCCAACAAUCAUUUACAGGGCGAGCGUGGUGGAGGCGGUGGCGUCUGCGGCCACACUGGCGGCGGCAUUGCUCUAAGCAGUGGUGUCGGCGCUGGCGGGGGCAAUGGUUACGGCAGCGGUGGUUCUGGCAGCAAUAGCGCCAACAGCAGCAGUCCACAGUCGCCGCCGAGCAGCAGCUACAAGGAUGCAACGCACAAGGACGACACCACACAUAUUGUCAGCGAGAUGAGCAAAUUGUACCGCAAAUCACCGUUUCUGCAACGCAAAUAUAGCAAUGGUUCAGGUUUGAAAUACACCAGUGCGGUUGGCGUUGCCGAGAGUCCCAAAAAGGAAUCCAUGUUUAGCAGUAUAGGUCAAUCGAUUAUACGCAACCUCACCACGUCGCCAUUUAGUCAAAAGAAGCAUCAUACACCACAACCGCAUCAAGUGGAUCCACUUUGGCGCAUGCCGAAUGUGCAGGAGAUGGGCGGCAAUGCAUUCGAUGUGUAUGACAGUCCGGCUUUGCCGAAGACGGUGGCGCUUGGUUCGCCAGCAAUGACGCGUAAGCGUUUUCAAGGUGGGGCCGCUUCGCCAACACUGCCCAUAGGCAUGGCGUUGGAACCGACGCAGAAGGAGCAACAGCCAUCGCUGAUACCAGUUAAUCGCAGUGAGAUGAAUACGCAACAGCGCGUACCCGGUAAUCACAGUCCCAUAGUGCUACAACGCUUCUACCAUCAGCAAAACCAACUGCGUGAGAAAGAGUUAGAAAAGCGUAAGGAGCAGCAAAAGCAAUCCACAAAUCCCUUUCUCGCCGGCAAUUACCUCUCAUCAACUGCCGCCGCGCCCGCGCCCGCGUCCAACAUGCCAAUGCAUUACAGCAACAGCAGCAGCAGCGCUGGCAAUCAGCACCACUACCAACUGCCACAACAGCAGCAACAACGCUAUCCGCAACAGCAGUCACACCAUCAGCACAUGCCGCUUACCAGCGCUGCCUCUUCCUCACAUUCAACUUCUAGUCAAUCAUCCACACAGUCCUCAUCCUCACAAAUAGCACUGAGCGAUUUACACGAACGCCAACAACGCUCGCCGCCAAAUUGCGCACCACCGCCACCGCCGCAAACGUCGGCAGCUACAAGCAGCACCGCCUUUGGCACGAGUCCCAGUCAGCUGCAAUAUCAGCCGUUGCCGCAGCACUAUUUACCGUUGAAUGAGAGCACAGUACGUAGCUCGCGUUCGCCGCCUACCUCACCGGAGCAGCUGUCUUCCGAUGGUGGCGUGAGCGGCAGUGGGAGCGGCGGCGGUGGUGGCAGCGGCAUGGCGAGCAAGCUGAGCAAAUUAUAUGCGCGUCGGCAGUGGCAAACAACAACGGCGUCGACGAUACCCACGCAUACAGGCGUGGAGGGUGUGAGUGGUAGUGGUGGAGGCGGUGUUGGCUUAGCGGGCAAGGAGUACAGAGACGAACACGGCUGGUUUAACACACUUGCCGGCGCCAUGAAGCGUCAAUUUGCCUCUUAUGUUAAAUUACAAUUGCAUUCUGCAGGCUCGCCUUCCACCAGUGGCGCAGCCAAUCAGCAUGAGGGCAUUGGCUACGAGAGCGCGCUGCCACCAAGCGCACAGCCUGCCAAACCAACACUCGCCUACUAUCGUACGCUCUCCGCGGGCAGCAGUAGCAAUACAAGCAACAGCACCUCGCCAACGGAGGCGCAGCCGAAACCAGCGCAAACAGCAGGCAGUGACUUCUACGAUGGCACCAGCGGUUUUUUGCGCCGCUAUGCCGCAGCUGGCGCAAGCGGCAUGACUAGUGGGUCCUCAAAUGCGCACUUGUUAACCGGCUUAGAUCGGCGCCACCGCAGUCCAGAUCCACCGCCGCGCUAUAAUCGCGGCCAAUCGCCACUGUUGCUGCGCAAGCAGCUGUUGGAGCUGAGCGGUCAGCCGCCAGGCGGUUCACCACUGCUCAAUAGACGCUAUGUGAAUGCUUCACCGCCUUUGCCACCACCGCGUCGUGGCUCGGAGAGCGUGCCCGGCUCGCCGCAACAUUUUCGCACGCGCAUUCAUUAUACACCCGAACCACAGCGGCGCAUAUAUCGCACUAUCGACCAAUGAGUAGCGCUGCAAAUAAUGCUCAUGUGAUAUUGGUAUGGUUUUGAGGAGAAUGCAAGCGAUGCGGACGGCAGCGGCGUUGGCAGCAACAGCGCUGGCGAUAGCGGCGUGUGCGCAACCACACAGGACGACACGGCUUUGCUGGCGGCACCCAUCACAACGCGUCGCUUGCCCACGCGCCUUGCUGUCGGCAGCAGUGGCGACGCGCUGCACACGCAGUUGGCGGGCGGCGCGCCACCGAUCACCACCAGCCCGACAGUGGACCGCAUGACUGCAUCGGAUGUGGCCGAUGUGCUGGCGCGUGAACGUGACUUUUGGCGCUUGCGGCGCGAUGAGUAGCGGCGCGUGCUUUGUGUUUAUGUUUGUGAUGUUUGGAACGUUGAAUCGCGAAUUAAUUUAAAAGGAAUUUCCGUUGUGCUCGUGUCAGUUGCAAUUUUGUGAUUUUGUUAUUAAGCUUAAAGUGAAAAUAGCUAUAUUUCGUACACUACAUAUGGUAGACAAUGUAUAAAUGUGUAUGCGUAACAAGUGUGUGUUCAUAGUAAAACAAGUAACUAUUGAAGUCUGGCAACGCCAAAAGUACAUUAGAAGGAAAAAAAUACAAAGCAGUUGUAUUUUAGUGGCAAUAAGACGGUUAUAAAUUAUGCCAAUUGAUAUUUAAAAAAAAGGUGCAUGCGAAUUUUGAAAAAUCACAAAUGAAGACGACUGUUUUUUAAUUGUUUGGCGACUAUUAAAAGUUGGUAUAAAGCCAUUUUGUGACGUAAUUGCAUGCAAAUUAUAUAAAAGUUGCUGUCAAUGUUAGAAACGACCGUAACAACAACAGUGGAAAGUUUUUGAUUUGUUUUAGUUAAAAAAAUGUUUUGGAAAGCAAUACUACUGAAGCUUAAGCAGGUUUUUUUGCAUAUUUUUCAAAAUUUCGAUUUGUUUUGUGAUCAAAAGUGCGCAGUUUACAUAUACAAGCUUGCUAUAUGUAACUGGUAUAAUGAAAAUUAUGUGUAGUAAAAUUUAAACUUAAAAGUAUCUGUUUAAAAAAGUUUUUAGACACCUAGCACGAACUGGUAUAAAACUGGUAUAAAGCAUUUUUUGCGUUAACUAAAAUAUUUGCAUACAUUACAACGAUUUCGACAUAAUUACAUGUUGAACACGUUUAAAACGUUAAAAAUCAAACUGGUAUAAUUUUAAUUUUCGUGCAACUCGUGUUAAUAAUGUUGCAACUAGCCAAGAAAUGGCCUAGAACAUGUUUUCAGCACUUUUAUUGAACUGUUAUACAACUGGUAUAAUUUUUCAAACAACUGAUUUGCUUGUUACGCUGAUUCUUAUAAAUUUUUCAAAUUUUUGUCACAUUUUUCUUAAAUAAUUUCCUAGACUACGCAGUGGAACAAAAUAAUAACUUACGAAACUUGUGCAGCACACAAAGUACGCAUGCAAACUCUUAUUUACCAUAUAUAUGUACAUUGAAUAUAUGCUUAUGUAUUGGAACGGUUUCGCUUGUUGAUAAACUAAUGCAUAUUUAGCAUUAAAAGCAUAUUUAUAAAGACUAAAAUGUAUUACAUUAAGUACAUAUUAAAUUAUAAUUAAAUGAGAUAAGACGAAAUUAUUUCAAAAUAAAGUGACAAAAGCCAACGCGUGCACACGCUGGGCCAACUAAAAUAAUAAUAAUAAUAAUGCUUGACAAUUUGUAUAAUAGUUUUAAGCGCAAACAUAGCGUUCCUUACCCAUAGCAAAUUUUUAUCCGUUGUAAGAAGUACUGUAUAUGAAAUAGCUGCUUUAAAAGAAUUGAGAAUAGAAACUUGUGUGAAACUCUUAUACAAAAUAAGAAAAAACUCAAUACUUUCAAAAAUGUAUGUUUGUAAAUUUGCUGUGCAAAAAUUGGUAAUAAACAUCAUAUGUAAAUCAACCGACUGCAGUAAAGUUAAAAAACUAGUCUAAAAUGAUUCAGCAAAGUUGGAGAAAACGCCAAACCCUUUCAAGAGCGUAAAACUUGGUACAGCAGGGUAAAAAUGCUUGCAAGAGGUUUCUUCAUGUUUGUUUUAAUAUUUCACGAAAUCUGGAAAAAUCUCUAAAUAAAAUAUAUCUGAGUAAAAAUAUCGCAGAAAAAAUUUAGUUCCUUAAAAAGUCACAGACAAAAUUGUAAAGACGAAAAAAUUUGUAUAAGUAAAUAAAACGAAAGAUUAAAAUCCAGAAAUGGUAUAAAUUUGUCAUUUAAUAUUUUUUCGAAAAAAAAAAGAAAUUCCCCCAAACAACAAACACAACUCGGCUUUUUUCGUGCACAUAACAGAAGUAAAAACCGUUAUAUUUUUGACUGACUUAAACAAUUUUGUUGUAAUGUAUUUUGUAGGUCUAGUCUUUAAACUAGUUUGUAAGCUAAAUGACAAGUAAUAAACGUGUAAACUAAUUGUUAAGCGAUAACUGUAUAAAUUUAAAUGAUACUUAUAUAUGCGCAUGUGCAACGAAGUGGAGAAGCUAACAAAGUUAUGAAAUAUUUUACGAUAUAAUAAAUUGUAAAAAAAGUAGUAGAGAUUUCAAUGAUGCCAAUCGACUGUAAAUUCUGAAAAUGACAAUCCAGAAGUUAGCGAGAAAUAUACCUAGAAUUACACGAACAACUUUAAGGCUUUUGUUUUUGUAGAGCUACGCGCAGUCGCUUACCAACGUUUAAUAUCUUCGAAAUAUUUGAUAACCUUUUAAAUAUUUUUUUUUUUACCGUGUUCAACUUUUUUUUACAUUUUAGUUUUAAUUUUCCUGAUUUACUACCAAACGAAAGAAAAUUGCUCACUAUACCUAAAAUAUUACGAAACUCCAGCGAAAUGGUAAAAAUGUAGAAAAGAAAAUGAUUUUGUUUAAAAAGAAUAGAAUU